Molecule: messenger RNA, 1592 nt
Organism: Spizellomyces punctatus DAOM BR117
Lineage: Eukaryota; Fungi; Chytridiomycota; Chytridiomycetes; Spizellomycetales; Spizellomycetaceae
Exons: 3
Coding region: 302-1459 (385 amino acids)
Source: RefSeq, a predicted model, not a curated record
UGUCGUAACUGUGAUUUCGCGCUUGCGAUUUGUUGGGGCCGCGCUUUCAGCCAUAUAUGACUACCAGAGGUUGAAGACAAUACGUAGGAGUUGCAUUCGCCGAUCUGGAUAAUCUCGAUCAUCCUGCCUUGGGAUUGGGACUAACCGAAGAACCUAAACGAAAAAAGAUUAAAUUUAGCAACAUUUGUUUGGGGAUCGUUGCUAUUGCUGGGCCGAGGACCUGGCGAGGUAAUGUCCUAUAACUGGACGAGCAAGCAAGCUUUCAACUUUUCACUUUAUCGAGUAUCGCGACCGCAACUAGAUGGCUAAUCACACUGCGGUGACCAUCGAUGGAGUCGAAACGGCGCUUGACGUAAAGAAGAGAAAGCAACAGCUAAAUGUGUUGCAUAACGAAAGUAUUCUGGUUAGAAUACUGCAAGGGAAGACAUGCACGCCAUUGUCAUUGUCCGAUUUUAGAACAUAUUUGGAGAAAAAAGAGUUUUCAGAAGAAAAUCUGGAUGUUCUCGAGUGGUUUAUCAGCUACCGCCACAGAUUUAUGGCUCUUCCAGAGUCAGAACGUGCGCUCUCACCCGCCCCUGUUUUCAGCGCUGAAAAUGAAGCAGAUACCGCUCACACCGGAGAUAAUCUCGUAAAAGCACUUUUCUCAACGAGCCAAAAUGGGGUCGGUGUUGGAGCGGCGCCACUCAAAAGUUCUAUCCUCACUGCCGAUGGUCCUCCUACAGGAGCGACAGCGUCUGCGGAAUGGCUGCCUUUCGGGUGUCCACCCCCUGAAAAAGUCGUGCUGACAUGUACAGAGGAUGCUAAAAGACAACCGUUUCGGACAGAGAUCAAUGCCGCCAUUCAACUCUUUUUCACAACUGGGGCAUCGAAAGAGCUCAACAUCACUUCUGCCAUGCGCAAAUCUAUUUGCGACAAGGCAGCUAGUACUACACAUCCCGAUGUAUUUGCUCCAGUUGUCAAGCACUGUCUUGAUAUCAUGGGCACGUCCAGUGUACCGGCAUUUAUGCAUUAUGCUGCCCAAAAUGUGCAGACGCCUGCAAGGAUUUCACGGACUGUGGCAGCAUCUUUGACGUCGUUGUUGGGUGUACUAUUAGUGGCUCUGCUGAUUCACAACAAUGUGACGCGCUGGUCUCGCGUCUCUGCGUUCCCCCUCUUUGCAACAGCAGGUCUCCUCUACGUUGCCGUCUACAGUAAAAUGUGUCCCCUUCGAAUGGCAGCUCGCAAAAAAGAAAUACUUGUCACCGAAGUUGACCCAGACGCCAAACGGGGAUUCUUCAAAAGACUCAAACAGCCCUCACCUGACAAAUCUCAGUUGCCUACUAGGAGUAAGGUCGUCAUCCAAAUUGUUGAGGAGCCAUUGGUGUUGAGUAGGCAAGCGAAGAUGACGCUGUGGAUCUGUGUGUGGGCUGUUAUAGCGGGGGUGGUUAUGACCGCCAUUGCAGUGGCGAUUCCUCUAUGAGAGAUUAUAUGUGCUUUGUACCCAGCACGUAGCAUCUACCAUACGAGCAUUGUUUUUUUUCUUCUUCUUCUAUGACAAGCGGCUUUUGUCCUCUAUGUCAGAAUAUAUCUCAAGUUUAAAUGGGUCCACAACA